GAGCACUACAGCGACCUUGUAAACAUUUAGUUCAGUCAGAGCGGCAAGACCCACACGCUUGGUUCUACCACAGCGAUACGUUAAGAUGUGUCACGCUGAGAAGCAAAGAGUCAUGUCCUUUCUACCAGUUUUGAAACUGACAACAUCGGAGACAUUUUGCUUGGGAAAUGACGACUGCGUGUGAAGGCGCGAUCACUGGGCCGAUAUACAGUGUUGAGUUCGGACCGCAGGCUCAGCAGGUGAAAGGUGUACGCGUUCAUUAAAUACUUUUGUUUCCACCUACCAUUAUUUACGGACACUGUGUCCCCUAAAGACGUAGCACACACUCACACACCCGACACCUGGAUGUAGUCGUUGUUCAAACCUCUGGCAGAUUUUUUUUUACUUCUUUCCUUUUUACACCGAAUGGAAACCUAGACAAUGAACCACGGUUUUCUUAUUGUGUUUCGGACCCUUGUCACUGUGCUGCUUUUUGACGGCACCUCUUUUAUAGCAUUUAGAGCUACACUUACACAAAGUGUUAACAGCAGAGUGAUUGUACAGCAUAAGAGGGUGUGGACUACAGCUUUACCUGUGGAAGACUUCAGCACUGACAUAAGGACAGAGACACACAGCCAAGAUGAUAUUCUGAGGGUCGCACCAACAAUAACUCACUCUGCUCACUCAGUGGCAGGUCGUAGCAGAGGAGUUAAGCCACUGGGGAAGACGAGACCUUUUGUGAUCAUGGAUGGACGCAGAAGGAGCCUGAGAAACAUUUUACAGAAUGGUCACCCAGACAGACUGCUGUGUGGGCUGCAAGUGGGAGACAGUCUCCUUCUGCUGGACCUGGAAAAGAACCAAGAGCUGUUGCGUAAGCCGCCUAAUGUCUUCUAUUACUUGCCAAAUGGAAUUGGGGUGUCCAUGGAGGAGAGCCAGGUGGCUCAGUGUUACUAUCAUGGCAAUGUGAGAGGGUUCUCCCAGUCCCGUGUGGCUGUCAGCACCUGCGAUGGUUUACGGGGAGUGAUUGUAAUCAAUGAAAGUUUGAGUUUUGAACUGCUACCAGAAAAAUGUGAUGAAUACCCAAGGAGAAGUGGUAGUUCAGAAGAAGAGGAGGACUUUCACAUGCUCUACCCAACCCAGCAGCUGAGCUCUGAAUCUGGGGGAUGUGGUGUUUCUCAUACCUUUAUUCCACCCAUUCAGAUUAUUCCACAAAUACACAGGACUAAAAGAGAUAUUCUUUUAGAGACCAAAUACAUUGAACUGGUGUUGGUGGUUGAUCGCAAGGAGUACCUAACCUAUCAGAACAACACUAUUAUUUAUCGCAUGCUGGAUGUGGCCAACCAGGUAGACUGGUUCUACCGGCCACUGAAUGUGCGAGUAGCCCUGGUGGGGCUGGAGAUCUGGAGUGAUCAAGAUAAAAUCCUGAUAGAUAAGAGCCCCAGUGACACACUCAGCCGUUUUUUGGACUGGAGGACUAGAGAGCUGCUGCCACGACUACGGCAUGACAAUGCACAACUAAUCAUGGGAGAGUCAUUUGAUGGUACAACAGUUGGCAUGGCCUCUCAGUCUUCAAUGUGCACCAAAGACAGAUCUGGAGGAGUUAAUGUGGAUCACCUGGUAAGUGUGCUGGGGGUUGCAUCCACAGUGGCACAUGAGCUUGGCCAUAACCUGGGCAUGAACCAUGACACAGCCGAGCGUAGCUGUCAGUGCCCGAAUGAACGGCGCCUUGGGGGAUGCAUCAUGGAGCCGUCUACAGGGUUUAUGCCCGGUCAGCUGUUUAGCAGCUGUAGUGAGAAAGAUCUCUCUCUGAGCCUGAUGCAUGGUGGUGGUAUGUGUCUUUUUAACGUGCCUCAGCCAGAAAAGAUGCUGGGAGGACCACGCUGUGGCAACCUGUAUGUGGAGAAGGGAGAGGAGUGUGAUUGUGGCUUACUUGAUGAAUGUUUUGAUCCAUGUUGUAAUGCAAGCACCUGUAAGCUAGUUCCAGAUGCCCAGUGUUCCUCUGAUGGCAUUUGCUGUGAGAACUGCAAACUGCGUGUUGCUGGAUCAUUGUGCCGAGAGCCUCUGGGUGAAUGUGAUCUACCAGAGUACUGCACCGGUUCCUCCCCACACUGCCCACCUAAUGUCUUUCUUCAAAAUGGUGAGACAUGUCAGCAUGGCACCUCUUACUGCUACAGCGGAGUGUGCACCACUAUAGAUGAGCAGUGUCAUAUGCUGUGGGGAGCCAACUCCAGCCGUGCUCCUACAGUCUGCUUCUCCUCUGUUAACAAACAGGGCAACAUGUUCGGCAACUGUGGCCAGAUGCCCAAUGGUACUUAUAUACCUUGCUUAAAUGGUGAUGUGCAGUGUGGUAGAAUCCAGUGUCAGGGUGGCAGUGAUCGCCCCCUGAUAGAUGCAAAUGCAAAGAUUCUAACAACCAAGGUAAAACUGAACCACAGUGAAUUCACCUGUCGAGGAGCAUAUUUCCACUUGGGUGAUGAUGUCUCUGAUCCAGCCAUGGUAGCUCAGGGCACUGCAUGUGGUCUUGGCAAGGUUUGUUUAGACCAGCACUGUCAGGAUGUGUCUGUCCUUGGUGUUGAGGAGUGUCGUGAGAAGUGCUAUGGUCAUGGGGUGUGUAACAGCAAUAAGAAUUGUCACUGUGAUGUGGGCUGGGCGCCACCAGACUGUAAAUACUCAGGGACAGGAGGCAGUGUGGACAGUGGGCCUGCGCAACAGCCUAGAGAUUCCAAUCAUAUUCGUGUGGCCCUGCUUGUCAUCUUUUUGUUCGUGCUGCCAGUGAUACUACUAUUCCUGGCACUCCGCUUCCCUCGAUGCCGUCGAAGGAUCUUAUGUUUCAACAACACACCCUUCAGCAAGGCCAGACAGCCCAGCCGUAAUCUUUCUGUGGCUCAUUUUGAAAAUUGCAUGAAUCCACCAGAGGAACACUUUGAGAGAACCCCUGCUACUGAGCGAUUGAACGCACAUAAUGGAGAGCAGAUCUUGCCACUGAGGUACCAGUGGACCCCACAGAAUGACAUCCCACUCACACGAGCCAUUAGUAAGGCUCAGACAAGGCCUGCUCCUCCUACUAAACCUCUUCCACCUGACCCUGUCUCUAAACAGCCUGUGCAGUCGGCAGGGCAAAGGCCUGCCCCUCCCAACAAGCCCCUCCCUCCUGACCCUGCCCCCUCAGAGAGCAAGAUGCAGCGAAAGUUGAAGGUGACACGACCGGCUGCACCAAGCAAGCCUCUCCCCCCCGACCCUGUCCUGUCUGACAGACAGAGCCAGAAACAGAUUCCCCCCAGACCUCCAGUUCCCAGGAAGCCUUUGCCUGCAGACCCCUCUGGUUACCCUGCUCCUUUGCCACUGCUGCCCCCCUCUCAGCCAUCAGGACACCACACAGCUGCUGCUGCAUCUGACAUCUUCAGGCCUUCUGCUGCUGUUCCUGCAAGACGUCCCCUUGCACCCCCCAUUAGGGCAGCACAUCAGCCCAGGAAGUUCCACACACCUCCCCAAGUGUAAGCACUACAAUGCAGAUUCUGUGUGCUGUGGCCUGGUAUUGUGCUGAAGAUUGAUGCUGUUCUAAGUGCACUGACCAAGAGGAACUCUGCACAGUGGAAACAAUGGCAUGCACUUGAGCAAAUUUGUCUAAAUGGAGUUUUUACAACAUGUCUAAAGUUCUUUUUAACAACAAACACAAAAUGAUUAUUCAGUCAAUAAUUCAGUUAUAAAGAAGAAAACCUCAGACAAUUCAGAUUGUCUGAUCAAGUCAUCUGUUAUCUGCUAAACAGAGUUUUUUAUUUCUGUGUGCCAUUGGAAGCUACAAUACAUUGGUAAUAAGUGUAGGUUUAACAUGGGUUAAGAACCAAUGUUCUGCAGUAAAAGGGCUAGAAACCUACCCUGAUCUUCCAGCCAAUAACUAAGGAUUUGGCACACCACUUGAUUUGGCAGUAGCUAUGAACUACUGAUUCAGAAAUGACCCACAAGGUUUGUUGAUAGUCUCUUGAAGCACUACGAUUACCAUGAGCAAGCUACUUAAUAUGUUUGUGUCUUAGGAAAGUUUAAUUCUGUUAAUUUUGUCAUGUUAAUGCAGGAUAUGUAAAGAGGAUUGAACUUAUUGUACUGUGGAGCCCAGGCUUUUCUAUGAGGCACUUAUCUCAGUGUAUAAAUCUCACAUGUCUAUCAUUCGAGACACUAUGGUCAUUCAUUUUUGAAGCAGGAAAUAAUUUGAUGCUGCUGGUCUGGACUCUUUGCCUUUUGUAAAUAAUGAAAUUGUGUUGGGGAUAUCAUUGUUUAUUUUGCAAAAUACAGUAUUUUUAUGCAAUAAACAAGGAACAAGUUUUUAAAAAA
Molecule: messenger RNA, 4305 nt
Organism: Tachysurus vachellii
Lineage: Eukaryota; Metazoa; Chordata; Actinopteri; Siluriformes; Bagridae
Gene: adam15
Product: ADAM metallopeptidase domain 15
Exons: 26
Coding region: 421-3477 (1018 amino acids)
Biological process (GO): innate immune response; integrin-mediated signaling pathway; proteolysis
Molecular function (GO): integrin binding; metalloendopeptidase activity
Source: RefSeq, a predicted model, not a curated record